Sarcophilus harrisii (Tasmanian devil) is the source of this 5611-nucleotide messenger RNA. RefSeq names its product nuclear receptor subfamily 4 group A member 2 (gene NR4A2). Lineage: Eukaryota; Metazoa; Chordata; Mammalia; Dasyuromorphia; Dasyuridae. Gene Ontology annotation, cellular component: transcription regulator complex; nucleus. The record is from RefSeq and is a predicted model, not a curated record. Bases 2530 to 4326 code for a protein of 598 amino acids. Gene Ontology annotation, biological process: central nervous system neuron differentiation; dopaminergic neuron differentiation; regulation of transcription by RNA polymerase II. The transcript has 8 exons. Gene Ontology annotation, molecular function: zinc ion binding; nuclear glucocorticoid receptor binding; RNA polymerase II cis-regulatory region sequence-specific DNA binding.
CAGCCCACGGGGUGGCUGACGCUGCUGAGCUCAUGCUAAUGAGCUAUUCUUCCCUGUUCUACCCCUUUCCCCCUCCCCCUCACUACAGCGGCUUCUGCUUCCCCUUGCUCUGCCUCAUUCCUCCCCGCCUUAUUUUUUCUCGCGCCAGCUAGGGCACCGAGGUGCAGUGGUGGCGGCGGCGGUAGCGGCAGCGGCAACGGCAGCAGCAGCCGCCACCGCAUCUGGAAAAGCUUAAGGUGGUCACAUAGGUUUCCCCUGGGCGUCAGGGUAGCAGCGUCAGCGGCUUUCCCAGGCAGCACGAGGGGCUUGGGACUGGAAGCUCACAGCCCUGGAGAAGGCGGGGAGGGAGAGGUGAAAAGGUGAAUGAAGGCUGAGGUGCAGUUUAGGGCUGAGGAACCGCGAUGCUGGGUUAAUUUUUCUAAUAUCGAAAAUACCAGUAACACAUAGAAAGGUGGAGGGUACAUAUGAGUCACUAGGAAGCCCGAAAUCUUGCUGUUUGAGAAAAGAAUGGGAGCUAAAAGCCGUAGUUCAGGAGGAAGAGUGAAUAGAAAUUAUAGAUACUCCAAAAUCUUACUAGCAAAUGAUUCAGAUCCUAUGCAAAAUGGCUUAGGCUAGGGUGUCCCUUUCCAUUUUGGGACAAGUGGACUUCUUCAACAAGUAAGCCUUUCUGGUCUUUGGGACUCGAACCGCUGUGCAUCUCUUCUCUUGGAAACUCCAGCAUUUCCUUUACUAGAAAGCAUUCUGCGUGAUUCGCUCCCUCUCUGAUGCAAGGUGCUGUCUCUGUCCUUAGCCCCAGUCCAACCAAUUAGCAUGCAAAGCAGAGCUCAGCCGGUGACAGCUUUCUGGUAACUCACCGAACCCAAUAUCCACAGACUUCAAUAUUUUCCGAAUUCAGGUUCAUUACACCAAGAUUUUCUAAGGAAAAUAGCGUGUGUUACUCCUUUUUCUUUUUCUUUUCUUACUCCAUUUCUUUUCGUUUUUCUUUUUUGAGAAGGGGGUGUCAUUUUCCAAACUACCAAGUUAAGGAAUAAUACAGUGUUUACUUGGGGUUCUAUGUUCUAGAGAAAUAUAGUUUUUAAAAAUACUAGGGGAGAAUACAGUUCUGAAGUUUAAAAGAAUUUACCUGAGGUGGAAAUCCCACCUUUCUUUGGGGAAAGCACACCUGUUGCAUGAAACUCUUGCAUUGUCAGGAGAGGGGAGCUAUAUUUCUCAAAUAGAUUAUGGUUUUAUAAGAGCAGAUUUGGUCCAGUACCCAUCCUGUCUCCCUCGUCCCAACCCCCUUUCCAUACCAGAGUCACUACGUUCUUCCCCCCAACACGUGAGCAUGAGGAAAGAGGGCAUCACACAAAAUAAAACGACUUUUUUAUUCUCCCAAGUGAAAAAUAUGGGAGGGGAAAGGAAAGCACCGAGAAAGGGAAACCCCGACUUAGCAGCCUAGUGGAAUAGACUUCUGUGCACAGGGGAUGCAUGUAGAAGUAUGGAGCGUGCGGAAGGGGACACGGCGGCGGGAUGUUAGAACAAUGAAAGUAGAUAUCACCCAAUAAAUACUGUGCUCCUACAGGUACGGGUUACCUGGCAUAUACAACCCCUCUCAGCCAUCCUUUCACUCCCUUUCUUAACUCCACCCUCAUCCCAUCCCAUCUUCGCUUUUGUUGGUACUCUUACACAUCUGGACUGCCCAAACUGGAGAGUUUUGGAAAAGGCGGGGCGAAGUGAGCUUUACUGAUUUUAGGACAAAGGGUAGAUAGGUUUCACCUAUUUCGGAAAAAAAGAAAAAGAAAAGGAAGAAAUGGAAAGGAAAAAAAAAAAAAAAACAACUAGACUAACAAGGUGAACCCAGAACGGUUCCCACCUUAAAAUCUGCCCUGCUUGUGACGUCAGGUCGGAAAUUUACCAAAGCGAGAGCUGGCCAACUGUAUGGGGAGAAACAGCCCAAAGGAGCUGGGAUUGGGCAGCCUGCACUGACGUGUGCUGACGCUUGGAGACUAGGUGCAUGUUGGCUGUGGAAUACGGAGCCCACAUAAACAAAGGCACAUUGGAGGGAAGGGCCAGUCUGUCCGGCUGCUCUCACUCUGCUACAAGAGUACUGCACUUCCCCAGCAGCGCUUGUAACUAGCAACUUCUCUGGACCGAUCUUUUUUUUUUUUUUUUUUUUUUUUUUUUUCUUCACCGAUCUAACCCACCCCCUCCCCUAUUCCCCCGUCACCCCACCUCCCAAAGGAAACUGCACUUCAAGACAGUUGAAUGAAUGAAAAGAGACGUGGAGAACCAUUAAGGAGCAGGCUGGACAUACUGGACUACUCACUUAUUUUUUAAUAUCUUGAAAACUUUGUCCUCCAUUGAAUUACGACACUGUCCACCUUUAAUUUCCUCCAAAACGCCUGUAACUCGGCUGAAGUGCUGAGUACAGCUUAUUUAAUACGGAACCUCCCUGUGGUUGAUCCAGGUGUGCAAAAGGUGUACAAAAGCAGGAGAGAAAGUGUUCACUUGACCAGGCUGAGUGUCUAUCACCCUGUUUCAUUUCCAGCCAUGCCCUGUGUUCAGGCUCAGUAUGGGUCAUCGCCUCAAGGAGCCAGCCCAGCUUCCCAGAGCUACAGUUACCACUCUUCGGGAGAAUACAGCUCCGAUUUCUUAACUCCAGAGUUUGUCAAGUUUAGCAUGGACCUCACCAACACUGAAAUCACUGCCACCACUUCUCUCCCCAGCUUCAGUACCUUUAUGGACAACUACAGCACAGGCUACGACGUCAAGCCACCUUGCUUGUAUCAAAUGCCCCUCUCCGGACAGCAGUCCUCCAUUAAAGUGGAAGACAUUCAGAUGCACAGCUACCAGCAACACAACCACCUGCCCCCACAGUCCGAGGAGAUGAUGCCGCACUCAGGCUCCGUUUAUUACAAGCCCUCGUCGCCCCCGACGCCCUCUACUCCCGGCUUCCAGGUGCAGCACAGCCCAAUGUGGGAUGACCCAGGCUCCCUUCAUAACUUUCACCAGAACUACGUUGCCACCACCCACAUGAUCGAGCAGAGGAAAACGCCAGUGUCUCGCCUUUCUCUCUUUUCCUUUAAGCAAUCUCCCCCUGGCACCCCAGUGUCCAGCUGCCAGAUGCGCUUUGACGGGCCUCUCCAUGUGCCCAUGAACCCCGAGCCGGCUGGGACCCACCACGUGGUGGACGGGCAGACCUUCGCUGUGCCCAAUCCCAUACGCAAGCAGGCGGCCAUGGGUUUCCCGGGGUUGCAGAUCGGCCAUGCCUCGCAGCUGCUGGACACACAGGUGCCCUCUCCUCCUUCCCGGGGAUCACCGUCCAACGAAGGACUGUGCGCUGUGUGUGGUGACAACGCAGCCUGCCAGCACUACGGCGUGCGCACCUGUGAGGGCUGCAAAGGUUUCUUUAAGCGUACGGUCCAGAAAAAUGCGAAAUACGUUUGUUUAGCUAACAAAAACUGCCCGGUUGAUAAGCGGCGCCGAAAUCGCUGUCAGUAUUGCCGAUUUCAAAAGUGCCUUGCUGUUGGGAUGGUUAAAGAAGUGGUUCGUACAGACAGUUUAAAAGGUCGGAGAGGUCGUUUACCGUCGAAACCGAAGAGUCCCCAGGAGCCCUCUCCCCCCUCUCCCCCGGUGAGUCUGAUCAGUGCCCUGGUGAGAGCCCAUGUCGACUCCAACCCGGCUAUGACCAGCCUGGACUAUUCCAGGUUCCAGGCUAACCCUGACUAUCAGAUGAGUGGAGAUGACACUCAGCAUAUUCAGCAGUUCUAUGAUCUCUUGACCGGCUCCAUGGAGAUCAUCAGAGGAUGGGCAGAAAAGAUCCCAGGCUUCACUGAUCUUCCCAAACCAGACCAAGAUCUACUUUUUGAAUCUGCUUUCUUGGAACUGUUUGUCCUGCGGUUAGCAUACAGGUCCAACCCAGUGGAGGGUAAACUCAUCUUUUGCAAUGGGGUGGUCUUGCACAGGUUGCAAUGCGUUCGUGGCUUUGGGGAAUGGAUUGAUUCCAUUGUUGAAUUCUCCUCCAACUUGCAGAAUAUGAACAUUGACAUUUCUGCCUUCUCGUGCAUUGCUGCCCUGGCGAUGGUUACAGAGAGACACGGACUCAAGGAACCCAAGAGAGUGGAAGAACUACAGAGCAAGAUUGUAAAUUGUCUCAAAGACCACGUGACUUUCAAUAAUGGGGGCUUGAACCGCCCCAACUAUUUGUCCAAACUAUUAGGGAAGCUCCCAGAACUUCGCACUCUGUGCACACAGGGGCUACAGCGCAUUUUCUACCUGAAACUGGAAGACUUGGUACCACCUCCAGCAAUAAUCGACAAACUUUUCCUGGACACAUUACCUUUUUAAGACUUUAUCCAGCUUAUUUCAAAUGAACUUGAAAGGAACGUGAACUGUCUGAGGGUGGGAAUUCCCACGUGCACAAAAGCACCUCUGGGUGCCUCUGCUCCAUUUCCCUCCUCUUCCCAACUUCCUAACCCAUCCCCAAACCUCCUGCUCCCACAUCUCCCCCACCCAAAACAAAACUGUUGCUAUUUCCUAACCUGCAGGCAGAACGUGAAAGGGCAUUUUGGCUCUGGGGCAUCCUGGAUUUAGAAUAUGGACUACACACAAUACAGUGGUAUAAACUUUUUAUUAUCGGCUUUAAAAAAGAAUUUAUUGCUCAGAAGAAGGACUCCUAUUGUAAGAUGAAAAAUGUCUAGUCACGUCGGGUGCUGCAGCUAAGACAGAUUGAAUACACAUACAAAAGUAUUAAGGUGACCCACAAAGUAUCGCCCUUUUAAAGACAAAGUUUUCUGCUGUAAAAGAAAGCUGUAAUAUAUAGUAAAACUUAAUGUUGCGUGGGUGGCAUGAAUUAAAGAAGGCAAAGGCUUGUAAAUUUAUCCAAUGCAGUUUGGCUUUUUAAAUUAUUUUGUGCCUAUUUAUGAAUAAAUAUUAAAAAAAUUCUAAAAGAUAAAUGUGUUUGCAAAAAAGGAAUAAAUUACACAAAAAGGGACAGCAUGUUGAUUCUAGGUCGAAAAUGUUAUAGGCACUUGCUAUUUCAGUAAUGUCUAUAUUAUAUAAAUAGUAUUUCAGACACUAUGUAGUCUGUUAGAUUUUAUAAAGAUUGGUAGUUAUCUGAGCUUAAACAUUUUCUCAAUUGUAAAAUAGGUGGGCACAAGUAUUACAAAACUGAAAAUCCUGACAAAGGGACACAUAGUGUUUGUAACACCGUCCAACAUUCCUCGUUUGUAAGUGUUGUAUGUACUGUUGAUGUUGAUAAAAGAAAGUUUAUAUCUUGAUUAUUUUGUUGUCUAAAGCUAAACAAAACUUGCAUGCAGCAGCUUUUGACUGUUUCCAGAGUGCUUAUAAUAUACAUAACUCCCUGGAAAUUACUGAGCACUUUGAAUUUUUUUGUUUUUUUUAUGUCUAAAAUUGUCAGUUAAUAUAUUAUUUUAUGUUUAAGUAAGAUUUUUAAUAUUGCCAUAUCCUGUAGUAUUUUUCUUUGUAUAUUUCCAGUAUGGCACAUGAUACAAGUCACUGCCUUUUUUUCUAUGGUGUAUGACAGUUAGAGACGCUGAAUUUUUUUUCUUGAUAAAUUCUUUCUUUGAGAAAGACAAUUUUAAUGUUUACAACAAUAAACCAUGUAAACGAC